Cornus florida is the source of this 2990-nucleotide messenger RNA. Its product is annotated as (-)-alpha-terpineol synthase-like. The coding region runs from base 1 to 1767 and encodes 588 amino acids. The record is from RefSeq and is a predicted model, not a curated record. Gene Ontology annotation, biological process: diterpenoid biosynthetic process. Lineage: Eukaryota; Viridiplantae; Streptophyta; Magnoliopsida; Cornales; Cornaceae. The transcript has 7 exons. Gene Ontology annotation, molecular function: terpene synthase activity; magnesium ion binding.
AUGGCUUCUGGUUUGAUAGCUUCAUUCCCUCUUAGCACUUUCACUCGACCAACACAUGCCACACUCGUUUCACAGCGAAAAUCUAGCAGUGUCACUGUCUCUUUCGCUGCUGCUAAAGCUUGCAAUCAAACUGUCGUUCGGAGGUCUGGAAACUACCAAUCCAACAUUUGGGACUAUGAUCGUCUCGAGUUAUUGACGAGUGCUUAUGAGACACAACAAUAUACAAGGAGAGCAGAAAAGCUGAAGGAAAACGUGAGGAUGAUGCUGGAAAAACAAGUGUUGGAUCAUUCGGAUCAACUUGACCUUAUUGAUGUCUUACAAAGACUUGGACUAUCCUAUCACUUCCAAAAUGAAAUAUCGAAAAUACUGGAGAAUAUAUACGUCACUGAUAAUAGCAGCAGCAAGUGGAAGCAAGACAACUUAUAUGCUACGGCCCUUCAAUUUAGACUCCUCCGACAACAUGGAUUUCAUGUUCCUCAAGAUGUUUUCAAUAGUUUUGUGGAUGAUUUGGGAAAAUUCAAGGCAUGCCAUUCUGUGGAUACCAAGGGAAUGCUUUGUUUGUAUGAAGCAUCCUACUUAUCAGUAGAAGGUGAAAACAUGUUGGAGGCGGCCAAGGAUUUCACAACUACACAUCUCCAAGGAAAUGUGGGGCAGAACAUAGAUGAUCAAAUUCUCGCAAUGCAAGUGAGACGCGCGUUGGAGGUUCCUCUGCAUUGGAGGAUGCCAAGGUUAGAGACAAGGUGGUUCAUAGAUGUAUAUGAGCAGAGACAAGACAUGAAUCCCCUGUUGCUUGAGCUUGCGAAAUUGGAUUUUAACAUGUUGCAAGCAACACAUUUGACAGAACUCAAACAUAUGGCAAGGUGGAGUAGAAGUACAGGCUUUGGAGAAAACUUGAGCUUCGCUAGGGAUAGGUUGAUGGAGAAUUACUUAUGGACCGUGGGGAUACAUUCUGAGUCGCAGUUUGGAUACUGUAGGAAGAUGCUCACAAAGAUCAACACUUUCAUAACAACAAUUGAUGAUGUCUACGAUGUCUAUGGCACCAUAGAUGAACUCGAACUCUUUACAAAUGCCGUUGACAGAUGGGAUAUCAAUGCCAUGGAGCAACUUCCAGGCUAUAUGAAGAUAUGUUUUCUUACUCUAUACAACUCCAUUAAUGAGAUGGCUCACUAUUCGCUCAAAGAACAGGGUUCUUAUAUUAUUCCAUAUUUAAAGAAAACGUGGGCAGAACUAUGUAAAUGCUACUUGAUGGAGGCAAAGUGGUAUCACAGUGGACACAAACCAACCUUAAGAGAGUACCUUGACAAUGCAUGGGUGUCAAUUUCGGGUCCUGUAGUACUGGUUCAUGCUUAUUUUUUCGUUACAAAGCCCCUAACGAAGGAAGCCUUGGAAUUUUUGGAGAGAUAUCCAAGUAUAAUCCGCAAUUCGUCCUUGAUUUUUCGACUUUCAAAUGACUUGGGAACUUCUUCUGAUGAGGUGCAAAGAGGUGAUGUCCCAAAAUCAAUCCAAUGUUACAUGCACGAAACAGGUGCUUCUGAAGAAGAUGCCCGUAAUUACAUGAAGUACUUGAUUGAUGAAGCAUGGAAGAAAAUGAAUGAAGAUGGAUUUUCGGUUUCUUCCUUCUCCGAGACUUUCAUUCAGACAACAAUGAACCUUACUAGGACGGCACAAUGCUUUUACCAGAACGGAGAUGGGUAUGGUGUUCAUCAAGAUCGGGAGACUAAGGAUCACGUACUAUCAUUGCUUAUUGAGCCCAUUCCUCUUCUCUAGUGAAGUUUAAUUGUGAAGUUCAUAUUUUUAUUCUAAUCACAUAGAAGGUCUCGACGUGUUACAGUGGUCAAUAGAACAACUGUAAUUUUGUGUUUAAUAUUCAAGUACCCUUAUUAAUGUAAUUUUGUGUUUCAUUAAUAUGUAAAAGUGGGUGGUAUAAAAUUUGGACUAGGAUCUCUAGGUUAAAACUUCUCUACAUUAUCCUAAGUUAAAUCUUGAAAAUUUUGAUAUGUGGCCUUUAUCACAUAUCUAUGACUCAUAAUGCACCACAUCAAAAAAAAAUAAAAAAUAAAAAAUAAAAAUUGUUUAACUGAUGAACAUAAAAACCCAAAUGCUAAAAUUUCUUCAACUCUUUCGGGUCUCUUAUGCCUGAAAGUAGUGGGCUCUUCAUGGAUUGGUACAUAAUUGGUGGUGAAGUUUACAAAUUUGUGGUGAUCAUCGGUGAGUUUAAACCCUAAUUUUCAAUUUAGACUGAAUAACUUGCACUUAGACGGAAUCAAAUACACUUACCAACUUGAUGUAAUAAACAAAUCAUAUAUUCAAAAGAACACAAUUAUCUCAUUGAUUUAGAUAAUAAAGAAAUAAAAUUAAAAAAAAUUGAUUAACCUAGCUUUAUGUCCAGUGGGAGGAAAUUGGAAGCAGUCGAGUUCAGGUUUAAACAUAAAAAAUAAAUUAGAAUAGAGGAAAGACAAUGAAAGGUGAAGAAAUCGGAGAAUCUAGUUACAUGAGAUGAAAUGAAAAUAAUAAUAAUAAUAAUCAAACCAAGAAUACUAAUAGAGAGAGGUGGGCGGUUGGAAACUAAAAGCUGUUUUUCUUCCUCAAAACAUUGUCGUUUCAAGAUUUUUUUAUCACUAAAUUAUGUGGAACGUUGUGUAAUGUUGUGGGUUAUUAUGUAUAUAUAAAUGUGUGUUUAGGUUAUAAAAGAAUAAUUAUAAAAAGGAAAAAGAAAAAAAAAAAAAAAAGUAAGUGGGCCCCACCCAUGCUUUUAACAUUGCAGAAAGGCCAUAACGCCAUUAAAAAAACGUGGGUUUCUCUCUCUCUCGGCUAUAUCACUUUCCCCUCUCGGCAGUUUCAUUUUUCUUCUCUUUUUGCAACUUUCAAACUUUGAUCUAGCUUUAAUCUUUUGGAUUUUGGUAGAACAUUGUGAAGCAAAGUUGUUAAGCUCGUCAAGGCCUUCAAUUUGAUAGGAGCCAAUCAUCAUUUGGUGCACUCUAGGGAGUUCA